Molecule: messenger RNA, 939 nt
Organism: Dermacentor andersoni
Lineage: Eukaryota; Metazoa; Arthropoda; Arachnida; Ixodida; Ixodidae
Source: RefSeq, a predicted model, not a curated record
AGAGGUCUUUUCAGUCCAGCUACUUGGAACACUGUAGUUUAUUACGCAGCGCGAAUCGCACUGUGGUCAGGGACAUUUUCGGUUAUGAGUGUGAUAUCUACCAAAGAUUUACAAUCUACAAGAUGAAGAAGGGAACACAAGUGGUCUUGCUCGCUGCCUGCGCGGGCAUUGUCAUUUGCGUUGCACAGGCCGACGAAUUAUCAGAGAAGUGCGAUUUCUCUGACCUCGACGUGGAGAAAAUGGUCGACAGCAUUGUGCGGCGGCUGCCCCAGUCGUACUCAACACCAGGACAAAAACCGGAAGAAAUCGUACUCGGAAUAACCAUGGACCCUCCUGUGCUCAAAGGCUUGGAUAAUUUCGAACCUUAUGGUCCAUUGUUCAGCUAUUGUCGAAAGGGCGCCAAGCUCGUCCAAUUAGACCUCGUCACUGAUCGCCUCAUGGAGCUCUCCGCGGCUUGGAAAACUUGCAAUGGAAAGGAGGGAGUCAUUGGGACUUACGGAACUGCCAGAGUUACGGUGACUUUUGAGGUGGUCAACGUGACUGGUGAAGAUAAUUUCCAGGCAAAAGGAAAGAAGCUGGUUCUUCACAGUGACCCGAAUCCUGUUGACGUCAGUGUCGUUAGCGUAUACAUUCGAGGCGUAGGAGAACUGUUGAGUAACGUUGUAUCAGCAUCUAGGUUAUUUCUGCCUAAGUUGCCCACGGAGUUAUUAACUAACGAAGUUAGAUUUCGAUUCCGGCAGAUACUCAAGGAUUUAACUGAACGUCCUUGACAGGCUGGUAAGGUAGAACGUAGUCAGCACCAUUCAUGGCUUGCGGGCAUUCUAGGCUACAGCUUAGAUCGCAUACGAUGUAUUGACAUGCAGCAAACUAAUUCGGCUCUGCACUGCGAAAUGUAUUCAAUUAUGGUGCUCGUUUUAGUAAAUGACUCUUAUUUUUGUU